UGCUCCGCUCCGGGGAAAAAAGCAGCGAGUUGCAAUGAAACGCAACGUCUGAAGAGAGUGGAGGAGAGAAGGAAGGAGGAGGAUGGGAGCGAAUCGUAUCCCCUUUAAGUGACCCACAUCUUACAGUAGACCUACAUAGUAUCACGGCUAGUUCUUGCUGAUUUUUCUCCACCAAGAUGUCGGCGUCGGCAAUAUUUAUUCUCGACCUGAAGGGAAAGGUGCUAAUCUGCCGUAACUACAUGGGGAACAUGGACAUGAAUGAGAUUGACCACUUCAUGCCCAUCCUGAUGAAGAGAGAAGAGGAGGCUGAGGUGACACCUCUGGUCACCCACGGUUCCUCACACUUCCUGUGGAUCAAACACAGCAACCUUUACUUGGUGGCGAUGACGAAGAAGAAUGCGAACGCUUCCCUGGUGUACUCCUUUCUUUAUAAAAUUGUACAGGUAUUUAAGGAGUACUUUAAGGAGCUUGAAGAGGAGAGUAUUCGUGACAAUUUUGUGACGGUGUACGAGCUGAUGGAUGAAGUGAUGGACUUUGGUUUCCCUCAGACCACUGACAGCAAGAUCCUACAAGAGUACAUCACCCAACAGGGUCAUAAAUUAGAAAUCGGAGCUCCUCGACCUCCAGCCACCGUCACUAAUGCCGUGUCCUGGCGGUCGGAGGGCAUCAAGUACAGGAAGAACGAAGUGUUCAUGGACGUCAUUGAGUCAGUCAAUCUACUGGUGAACGCCAGUGGCUGCGUCCUGCGGAGUGAAAUAGUGGGCAACAUCAAGCUCAGAGUAGUCCUGUCGGGGAUGCCAGAACUCAGAUUGGGCCUCAAUGACAAAGUGCUGUUUGAAAUAACAGGCAGAGAGAAGAGUAAGACAGUGGAACUGGAGGACGUGAAGUUUCAUCAGUGUGUCCGUCUGUCACGCUUCGAGAACGACCGCACCAUCUCCUUCAUCCCCCCCGAUGGCGAGAGCGAGCUCAUGUCCUACCGCCUCAACACCUCAGUGAAGCCUCUCAUAUGGAUCGAGAGCGUGAUUGAGAAGUUCUCCCACAGCCGUGUGGAGAUCAAGGUGAAGGCCCGGAGUAAUUUUAAGACCCGGUCCACUGCCAACAACGUGUCCAUUCUGGUGCCAGUGCCCAGUGAUGCUGACUCACCCAAGUUCAAGACCAGCACAGGCAGCGCCAAGUGGGUGCCCGAGAAGAGCGUGGUGCAGUGGAACAUCAAGUCUUUCCCUGGUGGUAAGGAGUACAUCAUGCGGGCACACUUUAGCCUACCCAGUGUGGACAGUGAUGAGCUGGAAGCAAAGAGACCAAUCACAGUUAACUUUGAGAUCCCUUAUUUCACCGUGUCUGGCAUUCAGGUACGUUACCUUAAGAUCAUCGAGAAGAGCGGUUACCAGGCCUUACCAUGGGUGCGCUACAUCACACAAAGUGGAGAUUACCAGCUCCGGACAAACUAAAGGGCACAGAUGCUGCUAGACGAAUGGAUAUUUCUCUCUCUCUCUCCUUCUCUUCCUCUCUCCUCUCCUCUGUUUCUCUGGCUCCCCGUCUGCAAUGGACAGCAGAGGUCAAGCACAGGAGGACACACAAAAUUGUUUCCUACUCUGAACGCAAACAAGACAUCAUCCCUUCCUCCAAGACAUUCUCAACAAAGACGGGAAAGGCUGUUGCCUCACUUUUGAACUGUGACUCUUUUUUUAAGGGCUCCUCAGGACUCCGGCAAAACGUUUUAAUAUAUUAAUAAUGAACUGAUAACUUUGUGACACCGUCUAGUUCUGGCAAGUUCUAAUUGUCUUGCUUUUAAUGUGAUAUCCUCCGAGGUUAAUUUAGAGCUUAAUUCUGGAGGAAAAGACAUUUUGAAAUAUUAUGAAAUUUCAGGAUUUGGAGCAUUAACUUUGUGGGGGUACUUGGCUUGUCCACUGAGAUGUGUAGCUUUUUACUGUAUGACAUGCAAACCGAAAGAUUGUGUUGUGCCAACAUACAGUAACUGUGAUGGGUCAUAGUCAAUUUUGUAUUUCUCAAAGGAACAUACAAUUGCAGAUCUGAAUCAAGUGUGCCGUGCAUUUUGUCCGAUGUUAUUCUUUUCAGGACGUAUUGUUUGUGCUCUAUGCUGAAUUUAAACCACUCCACCACAUCUCAGCACAUCAGUCAGCAUGCUUAAUUGUAAGGGUUUUUAUUCCUCCUAUGUUUAGUCCUUAAUAACCAUGUUAUGAUCCAUAUACAGUACAUUUUAUCUCUGUUGUUAAUCUGCCUCCCUCUCAAAAGCAUAUGUUUUGCAGGAACCUUUAUAUUAUAUAUUCAUUGCCUUAAAAAUUGCCUAUGUAUCAUCACCUUUAGUGCUGUGAACAUAAUCCCCAGUGCACUGACACUAACACCAGCAACCAGAUCAAUGAGACACAAUAUUGUCAGAGGCGUUGUCAGUGGAACAUAAUACCGUCGACGCGCUCUCAUGGGGCCUGUAACCUUGUCCUUGUGCUCGAAAUCAGCUUGCAGCUUCGAGGCAGACACCGAAGGAAUGAGAAUGGUGCAGAACUUUUUGUCAUAUUUCUAUCUGUUGUUUAUAAUGUUCUAGUAAUAUGUGUGGAAAAUGUGUGAAGGGGAAAACAGGAGGUUGAGGGGCGGGGCAGGACAAAGGUAAAAUAACCUGCAGGGAUUCUGAGAAUAUGGACGAUAUGUUAAACAAAUAGUUUUUCCAUGACUUUCAUGUGUGUGGACCUCUGCAGGCCCACACACUUCUUCAAAGCAGUGUGUGGUGUGAUUCACGUGCUCUGCUGUGCAUGCAUCGCACAGCCAUCAGUUCAGCUGCACUGCAGGCAGCAAAGAAGAGUCCUGUGUCGAUUUAUUGCAAUGCGAAGUACAAAAACCUUCUAUUACAAUCGUUGUGUUAUCAUAUUAUUAUAUUAUCAUUAUCUUGUGUGGGGACAUUUUUCUGACAUCAAUGACGAUUGUUAAUAAGUGUGUGUACUCAUGUGUUUUCAUUGAUUGAUCAACUGCUAUUUGUUGAUGGGAAGCAAAGGGAUAUAUUUGGAAAUAAACUUUUUUGUAUAUUGAUUGGAA
This is a messenger RNA of Cyclopterus lumpus (lumpfish), 3045 nucleotides long. RefSeq names its product adaptor related protein complex 1 subunit mu 3 (gene ap1m3). Gene Ontology annotation, cellular component: clathrin-coated vesicle; clathrin adaptor complex. The transcript is spliced from 12 exons. Gene Ontology annotation, molecular function: clathrin-cargo adaptor activity. The coding region runs from base 177 to 1448 and encodes 423 amino acids. Gene Ontology annotation, biological process: vesicle-mediated transport; intracellular protein transport. The record is from RefSeq and is a predicted model, not a curated record. Lineage: Eukaryota; Metazoa; Chordata; Actinopteri; Perciformes; Cyclopteridae.